CUUAAACUGGUGACUGAACUAAGAUUUGUUAAAGGCAAUGGUAUUGCUGUUGUGAUUAGUUGUGUAGUUUUGGGUACCGGUAGUUAGGAGUACGGCAAACACCUUAUUUCUUUGGUUCCUCAAUAUACAUUUACCAUAUUACAAUGUAGGCUAUGUGUUACAGCACUACUUUUGGUGUCCCCCUCAGGAAUUGCUCUUGAGAAAAUUUCAUGUAAUUGUCCCCUCCAAAGUGGAUAUCAGAUUUUCGCCCCUGCAUGUAGCUACAGUAUGUGUAUGACCCAAAAGAUGUCUGAACCUGGACCCAGGUUACCAUGCAUGCCCAAAAGUGCCAUGUCAUAUCCUGAUACUAGAGUUGCUCAUUCAAGCUCUGUAGAUCAGUGUAUACCAAGGCUUCUUUGCUGUCUAUGUUAAACGGUGGCCAAAUGAAAGUGGUGGGCUGCCUCUCCCGAGCGGCGGAGGCCAAACGACGGGUGACAGAGGGCCAGGACAUGCUGACCUCCAUGACCCAGAUGGUGGCCUGCACCCAGGAUAUCCAGCAGAGAUACCGCAGCAUCCUGGGGCCACUGUCCCUCUUCUUUCAGUCCAACCCCGAGGGAGAGAAGAGGGUCCAGGAGGAGAGGCCAGUGUCCCCGUCGGUGUCAGAGGGGGUGAAGACCAACCCCACCUCUCUGGCCGACGUGUCAGCAGCUGCAGUACAGGAUCCAGGAGCAUACCGUGCUCCACUCCACCCCUGUGGAGGAUCAGCAAGCUCUGGCGGCGGUAAUGACGUCAGAGCUGGGCCUGAUCUGGCAGGACCUGAAGGGGCUGAUGGACGAGCCCACGCUGAACCAGGAGGAGAACAGGCAGGUGGAGACGUGCCAGGAGGUGCUCCGCAUCUGCCAGGAGCUCUACCUCAACUAUCUCUACCUGCUGGACAGUCUGAGGCGCCACGCCAUCUUCAGCGACCAGGCCAACCGCAGCCGCCUGGGGGCCCAGAUGGCCAUAGACUGCACCAGCCUGCCCUGACGUGGAGAAGUUCCACCAAACUACAACAGCUCACACACACUCUGCAGAAACAGGAAGAGGAAGGGGAGAAGAGGGAGAGGUACAGGGUGCCAGUGGAGGAACCGGAGCACCCACAGGGAGCUGUGGUGAACGUGGCCCUGUCCCACGGCUCUCUAGCCAGCACAGCCGCCGCCCGCGUCUCAGACAGGGUUCUCCGCGACACCAUCAACAUCCACACGUACCCACCCGUCUACAACUACCUCACCAAAGAGCUUGAACUCUCCUCAGUGCAAUGGCUGGAUCGUAACCUGUUUGCCGUGGAAGAAAUAAAGGAAGUCUAUAAGGAGUUAUCCAAAAGUAAAUCUACACAGUAUCUCAACUUCGAUGAGGACCCCAUGAUAGAGCCAGCCCUGACCAACAUCAGAUGGAGUCUGAAGAAGAAGAAUCCUCAGAGGUUCAUCAACCCACAGCUGAAGAGACAGAAUACCAACGCCAUGUCCCACAGAAACCGGAAAACCAGACUUCCCGGGUCUACACGGCCUGCUGCAGUGGUGGAAGACUGACCUCUCAGUCGAGGACUACCUCCGAUACAUCACCAAUCAUGACUCUGACUACCUGUGGGCGGCGUUCCACCUGUAUGAUAGUGGCGAUAGUGACGAUGAGGAGGACGAGAGGAGGAGACUGCUCCAGCUACGACGAGACGAGAGGAAGAAGAGGCGGAGGCAGAAGAUGGAGGCUCUAAAGGGUCAGAAGCAGGAGUACGUGACAGGGGUGUGGAACGUCAACGCGGUGCUGCUGGGAGGGCUGUGGAAGGAACCCGAUCUGGAGGAGGAGGAAGAGAGCCCAGCCCUAAACAGAAGGCCUAUAAGAGGACA
Molecule: messenger RNA, 1859 nt
Organism: Salmo salar (Atlantic salmon)
Lineage: Eukaryota; Metazoa; Chordata; Actinopteri; Salmoniformes; Salmonidae
Source: RefSeq, a predicted model, not a curated record